Brassica napus (rape) is the source of this 1728-nucleotide messenger RNA. RefSeq names its product lysM domain receptor-like kinase 3. The record is from RefSeq and is a predicted model, not a curated record. Bases 345 to 1568 code for a protein of 407 amino acids. The transcript has a single exon. Gene Ontology annotation, biological process: protein phosphorylation. Gene Ontology annotation, molecular function: protein kinase activity; ATP binding. NCBI's taxonomy places the organism in Eukaryota, Viridiplantae, Streptophyta, Magnoliopsida, Brassicales, Brassicaceae.
UAGAAUUAAAAAGAACACACACUACAGCAAUUAUGCCAUACAGAUAUAGUAUAUUCAAUUAAAAUUACUUUUAACAUUUUGUAUAUCUAGUGUUGAAGUGUUUCAAUAAGCUUAAAUUACGAGGAAGUAAAACCCCUCUAUAAAUUGCCUACAAGAAGCAAACACAGAGAUGAAAAAUAGAAAAGAAAUAGAGAGAUGACUACUUCCUUACCCGCUAUAAUGCGCCUAACUCCGCGUCCACUAUACUACGCCGGUCUCCGUCUUCGCCUCUCUUCGCCGUCUAAUGUCUGAUCUUUCUACGACUCCUUCAGUCCUUCACACAUUCAAACAAGAACCUUGUCCGUAUGUGCAAAUCCAAAAUGGGCGUCAAUGCUUCAGAGCCAACUCGAACACGAUCGCGAAGAAGACAAAACUCAACGAAACAGUCUCCGUCAACGAGCACAACCGAUACAACCACAACAAACACAGCAACAAGCUCGACCUCCAACCAAACCGCCGCCACCUCCUCCUCCUCAUCCAUCGCAAGCGGAACAUCCCUCGCUAGUCUCCGACAAUCCUUACCCGAAAACCCUCACAUAUACGACGUCUCCGAAAUUCGCGCCGCCACCAACAACUUCCUCGCUCACCGCUUAUCCUCCUCCUCAUCCAAAGCCUCGUGGCGAUGCACCUUACGUGGGAAAGAAGUUGUCGUCUUCCAAAGAAAGUUCCGGCGAAAAAUCGCGAAAGACGAGCUCAAAGAUCGCCUCUCCGACAUCUGCCGGAGCCACCACGGGAGCAUCAUCAACCUCCUCGGGGCUUCAGUAUCCGACCACAUCUACUUAGUCUACGAACACGUCAACGGAGCCUCCCUGGCUAACUGCUUAAGGAACCCCAAGAACGCUAACUUCACCGUGCUAUCGAACUGGACCUCAAGGAUCCAGAUCGCGACGGAUCUAGCUCACGGUCUCGACUACAUCCACAACAAGACGGGGCUAAAGAUCGAGAAUCUUGUUCACAACCACAUCAAGAGCUCGGCGGUGAUCGUGACGGAGCCCGAUUUCAACGCCAAGAUCUGCCACUUCGGCACCGCGCAGCUCUGCGGGGAAACAGACGGAUCGAGAGAGUCCAGAGCCGUUAGAUUCGAAGGAGUGAGGGGAUACAUGUCGCCGGAGUUUCAGGCUUCGGGGGUUGCGACUCAGGAAUCAGACGUGUUCGCCUUCGGAGUCGUGAUGCUUGAGCUUCUCUCUGGGGAGGAGCCGUUGAAGUAUAGGUAUGAGAAAUCGACCGGGGAUUUUGAACGGACUUCGGUGAUUGAAACGGCGAAAGCGGUGGUUGACGGCGGAGAUGGUGGUGAUGUAGAGGGGCGGUUGAGGAGGUGGGUGGAUCGGAGGUUGGGGGAUUCGUUUCCGGUGACGGUGGUGGAGAAGUUGAUGCGGUUGGCGUUGGAGUGCGUGGAGGAUGAGGCGGUGAAUCGGCCGGAGAUGGGAAGAGUCGCCGGAAAGAUAUCGCAAUUGUAUUUGGAAUCGGAGAAAUGGUCGGCGAAUAUGAAACGGCCAGUGGAUAUCACCGUCUCCUAUGCUCCCAGAUGAGGAAUGUGACACGUUCAGUUUUAAUUAUUUUUCGUUAUUUUUUUCAUAAUUUGUAUAGAAAAAUUUGGAGAGAUAACAAUAGUUAAGCACGUAACAAAAAAUGUUCUAAUCUUUUGUGUAUAAACUAGAAUAUAUACUAUCAUAUAUUUUUAUCUUCCUA